Medicago truncatula (barrel medic) is the source of this 1347-nucleotide messenger RNA. Its product is annotated as peroxidase 16. Gene Ontology annotation, biological process: response to oxidative stress; hydrogen peroxide catabolic process. Bases 60 to 1031 code for a protein of 323 amino acids. Gene Ontology annotation, molecular function: heme binding; peroxidase activity. The transcript has 4 exons. Lineage: Eukaryota; Viridiplantae; Streptophyta; Magnoliopsida; Fabales; Fabaceae. The record is from RefSeq and is a predicted model, not a curated record.
CUAUAAAUAACUGUGUUGCAAACAACAAUUGUAGCAACAAAACAGAACAUUCAUUAGCAAUGGAAGCUCCAAGCUUUGUCUUCUUGUCAUUGCUUCUUCUCCUCACAGCUACUACAAGCUCAGCUCAACUCACUCGUGGUUUCUAUAACAAUGUAUGCCCCAAUGUCGAACAAUUGGUUCGUUCUGCCGUGAAUCAGAAGUUUCAACAAACAUUUGUCACUGCUCCUGCCACUCUUAGACUUUUCUUCCAUGAUUGUUUUGUCAGGGGUUGUGAUGCUUCGAUUUUGCUUGCAACUCCGAAGGCAGAGAGGGAACAUCCUGAUGAUAUAUCACUAGCUGGUGAUGGUUUUGACACGGUGGUUAAGGCCAAGGCAGCAGUUGAUAGGGAUCCUAAAUGCCGAAACAAAGUCUCUUGUGCUGAUAUUCUCGCUCUCGCAACUAGGGAUGUUGUCAAUUUGGCAGGGGGGCCAUUUUAUAAUGUUGAAUUGGGAAGGCGUGAUGGGAGAGUAUCUACUAUAGCAAGUGUUCAAAGAAGUCUACCUGGCCCUCAUUUCAAUUUGAAUCAGCUUAAUAACAUGUUUAAUCUCCAUGGCCUCUCUCAAACGGAUAUGGUUGCAUUAUCAGGUGCACAUACAAUUGGAUUCUCUCAUUGCAACCGUUUCUCAAAUAGAAUAUACGGAUUCAGCCCAAGAAGUAGAAUUGACCCAUCAUUAAAUUUACAAUAUGCUUUCCAGCUUAGGCAAAUGUGUCCUAUAAGAGUUGAUCCUAGAAUUGCAAUAAACAUGGAUCCUGUCUCACCUCAAAAGUUUGACAAUCAAUACUUCAAGAAUCUACAACAAGGAAAAGGUCUAUUCACUUCUGAUCAAGUGUUGUUUACUGAUUCAAGGUCAAAGGCUACAGUCAACUUAUUUGCAUCAAAUCCAAAAGCUUUUGAGAGUGCUUUUAUUAAUGCUAUUACUAAGUUGGGAAGGGUUGGUGUUAAAACUGGUAAUCAAGGUGAAAUUAGGUUUGAUUGCACCAGGCCCAACUAGAAAAAGUAGUAGUACUGUUAUGCCAUCAAUGUCCGGUUCGGAUUUGGAUUCUCUGCAUUAAUAAAAGCACGCAGUUAUAUGGAGUAGUCAAUCUCAACCAUUGAUUCGAGAUUGAACUGUUUAAAUUACACGUUUAUAUAAUUUGUUUUCAAUGGUCUUGACCAUUGAUUUUGAUAUGAUGGUCGAGAUCUGUAACUGCGUCACGUGGUUAUUCAGGGAAUCUAUUUCCAUCAACAUCUUUUCUUUUGGGGUUUCUGAGUUUGUAUAUUUGAUAAUUCAUUGUUUUUUUAAUAAAUUAUCUGAGUUCUUUGAGGUA